AUGACGCACAUGACAUGCGGUGAAACGGAGGAGACACUCGAACACGUGGUAUUCUAUUGUCCAAGAUUUGAAGAGGAACGUGUCAACAUAUUCGCCGCUUGCGGACCAAACACAACUGCCGACAACAUGCUGCAGAAGAUGUGUGAUGACACAUCUACGGGCGAUGGGCUCGUCCGGAUAAUCGCUGCUCUGCAAAAUUCAUCCAAAAGUAUAAAUUCGAUGAGCUGCCUCAAUUCGAACAGUUCCCAGUUGGCAGUCAUGGGUGUUUUAAAAUUUUUACUUUUACUGGGGUGUGUUUCCGUAGUUUUUGCUCGACGAAAUCAUCCGAUACGGCGGAAUGAAUACAGUUUGCCAGAUCGGUUAACCUUCGACGAUAGAGAAGAUGUGGAAGAAUUCAAAGAAGAUUUAGUGCAAAGGAACCCACUCGAGGCUCCCUAUCGACUACCGGAGGAUGUUGUGCCCUACCAUUAUUGGGUGUCCAUCCAAACCAGAGUUCAUCAACGGGGAAAUCGACAGUUUUCGGGAAAAGUUGAUCUGUACUUCAACGUGUUGAAUGAAACAAAUACCGUGAUUGUGCACAACCGAGGACUAACCUUGUACAAGGUGGAACUGUAUGAAAUUCCUAUUGAUGGAACUAAAGAUGAUGCUACCAUUACCUACCCAGAAUACUAUUUAGAUAGAGACAAGGAAUUUGUCGUUGUUUCCUCGAAUGAUACCUUAACCUUGGAUCAUUACUACAUACUUUGUAUCGAAUAUGCGGGAACCAUGCGAACGGAUGAAGAUGGUUUCUAUGUUUCCACGUAUUUCGAUGACGAUAACACUAGAAGAUACCUCGGGGUAACACAAUUCCAGCCCAUUAGUGCUCGGUCAGCUUUUCCUUGUUUCGAUGAACCAGCUCUGAAAGUGACAAUCGAUCUGGAAAUUAUCCAUGGAGCUGAAUACAGUGCCGUGUCCAACAUGCCGGUUGAGGAAACUGUUGACUACGAGGAGGAACCAGGAUUUUCGGUGACCCGAUUCGAAACUACACCACCUAUUUCAUCCUACCUGCUAGCUUUCCUGGUGUCGGACUUCGAGUAUCUGGAGGAGGAAAAUCAACGCGUGUUCGCAAGACCGAAUGCAGUGCAGCACGCACAGUUUGCACUGACAACUGGAUUGGCCACCAUCGAAGCCUUGGAUGAGUACUACGGCGUUCAGUACUCCCAGUAUAUGCCGAAACUUGACCAGUCAGCUAUUCCGGACUUUUCGGCUGGCGCCAUGGAAAAUUGGGGUCUAUGUACUUACAGAGAAGUAUACCUCCUCGACGAUCCUUCAGUAACCUCCUAUCGUUACCGUACCUGGAUCGCCACCAUCAUUGCCCACGAGUACGCUCAUCAAUGGUUCGGCAACUUGGUCACCAACGAGUGGUGGAGCUACCUCUGGUUGAACGAAGGCUUCGCGACACUGUACGAGUACUACGGUGCCAACUUGGCCGCACCCCGAAUGGAAUACUGGGAGUUGUUCAAUUUGGAACAGGUUCAGUGGGCGUUGUAUGCCGAUUCCCGAAUCAGCACCAGACCGAUGUCGUACAGCAGAGGAGCACGAGCUCCCGAAAUCGACAGUCUCUUUGACAACGUUGCCUACUCCAAGGGAGGAUCGAUUUUAAACAUGUUCCGAGGAGUUUUGGGAGAUGAAGCCUGGGCAGAUACGAUCCGAACUUAUUUGAUGGAGAACGAACUGCAGCCAGUGAACCCAGGUGACCUGGUAGCCGCAAUGGAAAGUGCUACGGAAGGUUGGGGAUUGUUGCCGGAUGGAGUAUCGAUGGGUGACUUCGUGAGUAGCUGGGUCGACCAAGCCGGCUAUCCGGUGCUGGAGGUUCGUCGUAAUUACGCUCGUGGAGAAAUUAUUUUGUCUCAGGAUCGAUUCUACAAUGACAGAAUUUUGUCCAACGAUCAGAGUCUAUGGAUUCUUCCAUACAAUUUAGUGAACCAAUCGUUUGCAGACUUCAACGAUUUGACCUGGGAAUGGUUGACGGAUGAGGCUGUUAGGUUGACUACUAAUGUACAGGCAGAUCGAUGGAUCAUUGCCAACAAACGUCAAGUAGGAUUCUACCGGGUUAACUACGAUGUUCAGAACUGGUAUUUGAUCAUCAGUGCAUUGGUUAAUAACUGGGCUAGCGUCCACAGACUGAAUAGAGCCCAAUUGCUAGAUGAUGCCUUUCAUUUGGCACAAGCGAAUCGUCUUGAUUUGGAAGUGUUGCUUGAUCUGAUGGUAUAUCUUAGAAACGAAAUGGAAUACCCGCCAUGGACGGCAGCUAGUCCGAUUUUCAGUUUUAUGUACAAUAGGCUUCGGGGUUCUGCUAGUGAAGGAAACUUCAAUCGAUUUGUGGACAGUUUGACCGAAAACGUUUACAAUACUCUGUCCAUUGACACAGUUGGGGCGGACGAAACGAACUUGCACAAAUAUUUGAAACAAACUAUCUCGACUUGGGCAUGUACAGUUCGCAACGAAAACUGUUUGGAUCGUACCAGGGCACUUUUGGAGGACACGAUCCAACAAGGUGAAUCAGUCCACCCCGACAUUGCAGCCGUCACCUAUUGUUUCGGGUUGAAGAACUCUUCCGUUAACGCAUUCAUUGGUGUGUUUGAAAAAAUGAAAGCCUCAACCAAUUUGCAAGAACGAAACAUGCUGCUCGAUUCUUUGGGUUGCACAGAGGUUUCAGAGUUCGCCACUGCUUAUCUGUAUACUGCCAUUGGCACUAGUGCCGAUUUCAACUACAACCUUGGAGAGCGUAGACGCGUUUUGAACGCAGUCGCAGCUGGUAGCCGUGUUGGUGUAGAUGCGUUGAUCGAUUUCUUGAUUUCUGUCUAUGAUUACGUCAUUGCAUACCUUGGACGACCAACAUUCUACAACCAGAUUUUGAACAUUGCAUCCAGAACAAACAACGAAGAGGAACUAGAACGACUUGAAUACCUCUUGGAAACACUGAACAGUCAAAUUCCUGCCGAUAUUGCUCAAUCGGCACGACGGGCUGCAGCGGCAAAUCUGGCAUGGCAUUCGUCCCGGGAUGGACUCACGAUAGCGAGCUUUUUGGAGUACUAUCACCCAGAAGUUGAAACAACCACCAUGACUUCCACAACUGCGGGAGCUUAA
Uranotaenia lowii is the source of this 3129-nucleotide messenger RNA. RefSeq names its product aminopeptidase N-like. The record is from RefSeq and is a predicted model, not a curated record. Lineage: Eukaryota; Metazoa; Arthropoda; Insecta; Diptera; Culicidae. The coding region runs from base 1 to 3129 and encodes 1042 amino acids. Gene Ontology annotation, molecular function: zinc ion binding; metalloaminopeptidase activity; peptide binding. The transcript is spliced from 5 exons. Gene Ontology annotation, biological process: peptide catabolic process; proteolysis. Gene Ontology annotation, cellular component: cytoplasm.